Papilio polytes (common Mormon) is the source of this 2383-nucleotide messenger RNA. RefSeq names its product ADP-ribosylation factor-like protein 4C (gene Arl4). The coding region runs from base 634 to 1263 and encodes 209 amino acids. Gene Ontology annotation, molecular function: GTP binding; GTPase activity. The transcript is spliced from 4 exons. Gene Ontology annotation, biological process: vesicle-mediated transport; intracellular protein transport. Gene Ontology annotation, cellular component: cytoplasm. Lineage: Eukaryota; Metazoa; Arthropoda; Insecta; Lepidoptera; Papilionidae. The record is from RefSeq and is a predicted model, not a curated record.
CGGCGCUCGACGCUUGUCGCGUCGUUUGAUAGCUCCGUCAUUCAGUCCGGAGGUGUCCGCGGGCGGGGCGGCACGUGCGGUGCGCGCCUCGCAUCUGUAUUGUUUUGGCUCUGCUAACCAUUGUUUAAUUCCAUCCGACUAGAAUCGAUACGACAUUGAUGCAAACUGCACGGCCUACGUUACUGCAUUAUCUAAUCAUUUAAUUGCGUAACAUAGGGACAAUAAUGUGUUAUGUGUACUUGAACGAAUAAAUGAAGACGUGAUUUAUUGACAAGUGAAACUUUCGAUCGUUCAUUUGUUUGAUGUAUCGUUUAUGUUUUGUCACUGGACCAAACAAUCGUGCAAGUGAUCUUUGUUGUAAAGGGAAGCAUGCAAAUCAAUAAUCGAGUGGAUACCCAGCUGCGAGCAACCUAGAGCUCGUACUGUAAGGUUUAUUACACGGUUGCAUAUUGAUUGGAUCUCUGGCAGAUUCACUGGAAAUUCGUUAUCGAAACCAAAGGUGUUUACUGGUAUUCAGAAGACUGAAGUGUGUUCUUUACGUUUGGGGGUAACAUCGAUCUUUGCUGUGUUGGUGUAAUGCUCGUGAUGCUGGUAUUAGACGAGAGCGUCAGAUAGCCGCCGCGGCAACACAGCAUGGGUGCAAACAUGGGCAAAAACUCGAGCCUGCUCGACGCACUGCCCUCCGCGCAGGGCACGCUGCACGUCGUCAUGCUCGGCCUCGACUCCGCCGGCAAGACCACCGCGCUCUACCGCCUCAAGUUCGACCAAUACCUCAACACCGUCCCCACCAUCGGUUUCAAUUGUGAAAAAGUGAAAGGAACGAUAGGCAAAUCGAAAGGUGUCAAUUUUCUCGUGUGGGACGUCGGUGGACAAGAAAAACUCAGGCCGCUCUGGAAAUCGUACACGCGAUGCACAGACGGCAUUAUAUUUGUACUGGACUCGGUUGAUGUAGAAAGAAUGGAAGAGGCGAAAAUGGAACUCAUACGAACUGCGAAAUCACCAGAUAACGCCGGCGUUCCGAUACUCGUCCUCGCGAAUAAACAGGACUUGCCGGGGGCGAAAGAACCCAGGGAACUGGAAAAACUUUUAGGUCUGCACGAAUUAGUUUCUUCUCCGCAUGGUUCGCGAGACGCUCACGCCUGGCACGUGCAGCCCGCGUGCGCCAUUACGGGGGAAGGCCUCCAUGAGGGACUCGAAGCCCUGUACGAAAUGAUACUCAAGAGAAGAAAGUUGGCGAAGUUACAGAAGAAACGAGUGAGAUAAACGACAGACACAGACAAUCAGUAGGUACGGUUGACGUGAUGUCAGAUAUCAGUGCGAGCUAAUUUAAGAACUAUCGUGAAAUCCCGCUACGGAUGUUUAUCAUAAUAUCGGUAGUGAUCAACGGAUGAAACACCAAAUAUUGUUUUUACUAUAGAUGUAAAACGUCUUAUGAAAAUAUUCCAUCAUAAUGUUGCUCAAGUUGUAUUGAACAUUUUGAAGGAAACUAAUAUUUUGAUAAAAAUUAAAAUUAACGACUAGUCAUUUUCUUUUGAAAAUAGCUAGAUAGAUGAUGGAUAAAACAAUAAAGGUUUUUAGUUAAAUUUUACAAAACAUUUGGCUUUACAAAUGAGUUGAAAGAAUGACGUAGUUUCCUGAACGGCAUGUAAUUAAGCAUUAAAGUCAUCUAUUUAUUACAGACCUGCUACUUGGCUCACGAUUGUGGGACCAUUAGGUUAACAAGAUAUCAUCUUAAACAUAUGUAUGGUAUUUACGUGUUUCGCUUAUGUUUAAAGUAAUAGUUGUGUAGAACGAGUAGCGCUUACAUACCUGUUUUAUAGCUGCUAUAUCAUUUUCAUUACAUUGAGAUUUCUUCGUGUUGAUUUUGAGUUGAUGAUUUUCAGAAUUACCCCAACUUUAACAUCUUAAAACAUGUCUGUUUUAUGUAUUCAAGUAUAGAUACAUUCAUGAGUUACAGAUUGUACUGAUUCCAAUACUGAAACACCCUUCCAAUUAUAGUUAUCUCAUGAAAGAGAUGCCAAUGUCUUUAAAUAAAUGUUUUGAUAACGGAUUUGAUAGCAUAUUGCUCUUCACUAAAUAACGUAUUUAUUUAAAUACAUAAAAGAGACAAUGUUAUUUGUUAUAAUUAUUAUAGUUUACCUUGUAAACCUUUGUGGGUUUUCAUUCUAUAUCAUUUGAAUCAAAACAUAUUGCAAUCUUUUUCUUCCUGAAAAUGUAUAUAUGUCUUUGUCUAAAUGUAUCCACAAUGAAAACCAACGUUUAUAAGAGCAUGUGCAACAUUUACAUAAAUCAUAACGUCCAUGUGUUUAGCUUAUGCGUAUGAUUGUUAAUAAAAAUUGAUGGACCCGGGUUAAGAUAAUCCAAAUUAUUUUUAAUGGAAUUU